This is a messenger RNA of Striga hermonthica, 837 nucleotides long. The record is from the annotation of a GenBank genome assembly. Lineage: Eukaryota; Viridiplantae; Streptophyta; Magnoliopsida; Lamiales; Orobanchaceae.
AUGACCACUUAUACUGCUUGGUACCUCACUAUUGCAGCUAUUGUUCAUGGCCAGGUUGAAGAUGUGCAACAUUCAGGCCCCAAAAAGCUGGUUCUGUACUUCACAGGGGCUACAAACAUACUCUACACUUUUGGUGGCCAUGCUGUUACUGUUGAAAUUAUGCACGCGAUGUGGAAGCCCCGAAAGUUCAAGUACAUUUACCUAUUGGCCACAUUGUACGUUUUCACUCUCACCUUACCAUCGGCCUCCGCAAUGUAUUGGGCGUACGGAGAUCAACUUCUUACUCAUGCUAACGCAUUCUCUCUCCUCCCGAGAACUGGUUGGCGUGAUGCUGCCGUUGUUCUCAUGCUCAUCCAUCAGUUCAUUACGUUCGGGUUUGCAUGCACGCCGUUGUACUUUGUUUGGGAGAAAGUAAUCGGAAUGCACGACACGAAAAGCAUAUGCUUGAGGGCGCUUGCUAGGCUCCCGGUUGUGAUACCGAUUUGGUUUUUGGCCAUAAUUUUCCCCUUUUUCGGCCCGAUCAACUCUGCGGUGGGUGCCCUAUUAGUGAGCUUCACCGUUUACAUUAUCCCGUCGCUUGCACAUAUGCUCACGUAUAGGAAAGCCUCUGCUCGACAGAAUGCGGCCGAGAAGCCGCCGUUUUUCAUGCCGAGCUGGACGGCGAUGUACGCCGUGAACGCCUUUGUGGUGGUUUGGGUCUUGGUAAUUGGGUUCGGGUUUGGAGGUUGGGCCAGCGUUACAAAUUUUGUGAGGCAAGUGGACACAUUUGGGCUUUUUGCAAAGUGUUACCAGUGCAAGCCUCCGCCAGCGGCCCACCCAGCACCGCCACACCAUUAA